GGCCACUGUGCGUCCUCAAGCCAGGCAGUGGCGCGAAAGCGCGGUUUUCAGAAGCGACCAUGGCGUUCGGAGGCAUUCCACCUGUUUCCUCUUGCAGCAACACAUUCAUUCUAUCCAGCUAGCUUAGCUUGCCACCCAGCGGCCCAAAAAUUUGGCGUUCAGACUCGAUUGGAUUGUUGGCCUCUGUAGCAAUUAGUUCAUCUACCUUCCUUUCGUAGACAGUCCAGCAUCAAGAUCUGUAAUUGAUUGAAUUUUGGAUCCAUUUUGGUUAGCCGGAGCCUUUUGUUGACUUUAUUUUUGAAGCAUACAAUCAUAAUCAUGGCCGAUCAUCAACAACAGCAACAACCCCUCCGACCGGCCCUUCGACGUCCUGGUCAACCACCUCGCCAAAUUCCACGUCGUGAUCCAGAAGAGGAAAAUCGCUAUCCUCCUGGAAAAGUCAUGUUGAUUGCCUUUUUGGGUGGCGUGGCGUUGCUGUUGGGCUGUUGUGUGGCCAUUCUCCAACUUCGCAUCAAUCAAGCCCAUCAACGUCUGUUGGCGCAAAGCAAAGAACCCAAGGCUACCGACAGCAGCAACAGUGGUGGCCAAUUCAGCAAGACGGUAGCUCCCUCUGAUCCGACCCAACCGCAAGAUUUAUUUCUCUGGCAACAGCCACAAUCUUUGCCUUACUCCGGCUCUUCGCGAGUGACGGCAGCACAAGCUUUCUGGAAUCAAUUUCGUGGCAUUUCACCCGUCGAAGCCAAACAACAACAUUGGAAUCCGUUGGAAGAACCGUCUUUUGACUUUCGACGUUCGCUCACGUCCAAUGACUACGAGCACUUGCUACUCAACAACAACAACAACGACAAUAGUAACAACAACAACAAUAGCAUUGCCGAAACCAAAUUCUUUGCUCUCCAACGAGCGGCACAAUUGGGACAUCCACAAGCACAGCAUGUCUACGCCAAUGCUCUCGCCAGUGGAGUCUUGCCCUUGCAGUAUGAUCAAACAUCACUCUUGGACGUGGCCGACGAUUUCCUCCAAACCCACAGUCACCAAUUGCAAGAAGCCUGGUUGAAUUGGCACAUGGCUGCCAUUAGUGGUCACGUAGAAGCGGCCAUGGCAUUGGGACAUCGAUACGAAACCAUCCGACAGCAAUCCAAAUCAACGUCGUCGUCAACUUCCAAAGCCAAGCGUAAAAGCAGUAGCAACGCCGAAAAAGCCAGUUUCACUUGUCCGGAUGUCUUGCCCUAUUACCAAGCCGCCGCUCAUGGCAUUAUGGAUAUUUUGGAAGCCAGUCCGCACAGCCGUGCCAAAGUAUUGCCACCCAUGGAAAAACAUUUACUAUAUCAAGUCCAUUUGCACGGGGGAACGUCGUCACAACUCGAUUGGCACAACAAACCAGAUGAAUCCUCGGAAGCCAUUCAAUUUUAUCAUUUCAAGGCUACCCGGGCCGUCGAUCCAGAUCCGUCCGCCGCCAUGACAUUGGCUACACUCUAUCAUUACGGAUAUCGAGGGGUCGUACAGAAUUUGACACUGGCGUUGCAGUACUACGAUGUGGCCGCUCAAGCUGGAUCCUGGGAAGCGGCAGGAUUGGCGGGGUGGUUCCAUGUAUUUGGAUUGGGAAUGACGACGGGAAAAGAACGGGACUUGUUCAAGGCACACAAGUACUUUCGACAAGGACUCGCCGGUGGAGGACUCAAGGCAUGUCAGGAACGAAAUCAAAAGAAAAAGAGGUUCAAGGCAAAUUCUCAUCAGGACAGUGUCACGCAGUGUGACCCGGGGUGUUUGAAUGGAAUGGGAUUAUUGCACUUGUUUGGUGUGCCCCUGGCCGUGGACGUGGAUUUGGAUGAUGCCAUUGAUUACUUUACUCUCGCCAAGGAAAUGGGACAUUCCGAUGCGGCGUACAAUCUGGCCAUGGUGACGUUGGGAUGGAAGAGUCAUUACGUGCCGUUAGACGAGGCCUUGGAGAAUGCCAAACAGACUACGGAUAGUACCACUGGUGAGACGAAAGCAUCCUUUACGGCUGUGGAUUUACCGGAUUUUAUGGAGGAUCCCUAUCAAAUGGCGGCAGGGCCAUCGCAAUUGGACAUGCAACAUGCAGUGCAGCAGCUAAUGUUUGCCGUGCAAAAGGGACACUUGCAGGCUCGCCAUCGUCUGGCCAUGUUGUAUGAUACAGGAAUACCCUUGUCGCAAGAGGACAAGUCGUCGUCGCGAGCUUCUCGGGGAAGUGGUAGUCGCAAAAUGAAAGAAGUUCUGCCGCGGGAUUGCGAAAAGUCAUUGAACCAUUACAAAGGCAUUGUCGAUCUUGCCAGUCCACAGGUUCUCCAUCGCUUACGCAAAGCCUACAAAGACUACAUUGCUGGAGAUUCCGACGCCAGUUUGAUCCAGUACAUGAGCAUUGCAGAGUUGGGAAAUGAAAUUGCUCAGGUUAACGCAGCCUUCCUCUUGGAACAAGGGACUUGUCUGGGGCUCUCGUCCACGGAUUGUCACAAGGCCAGUGUCCGAUAUUGGAAGGCAGCAGCCGCGGCUGGAAACCCAGAAGCCUGCUUACGCGUCGGAGACUUUUACUACUAUGGAAAGCUUCGAAAUCCCGAAGAUCCCUUGGGUAGUAUGUGGGAUCGACCCUUUGGCUGGGUGCAGUAUCUCAUCUUUCCCGAAAAAUUUGUGUUUCCUGCUGUCUUUUCAGCAGUUCAAAGAUUUGUUGAGGAGGUGACCGUGUUGAUACUCUCGUCGUCAGAAUCCGGCGAAGACGAGGGCGAGGAAGCGAAGGAGGGGAGCUGUGAAGCAAGCAGCGAGGACGGGACCUGUUCUGCUCCUAUAGAUCCUGCAGACGAACGCAUGCAUCAAGUGAAACAACGCCGAGAAGAGAACGAACAAGAUUUGAAAAUGGCGGCACAUUAUUACCGAAUUGCAGCGGAGAAGCACUCCAGUCCCCGUGCAAACUUUAACUUGGCAUUCCUGCACCAGUGGGGACUGGGUCUAACCCAAGACUUUCCACUCGCCAAGCGGCACUAUGAUUUGGCUGCCUCAAGUGUGGCCGCUUCACGCGAAGCGGAUUUAGCAGUUCAGAUUGCUCUGUGGACACUUGCAUUCCACGAGUAUGUGGUUCGGCUGGUGAUGGCUUGGGAGGAGUACUUCUCGGCUGCCGCAGACGACGAAACGUCGACGCCGUCGAUGGAUUCUGGCUCGAUCAUGGAGGCAGUUCCGAAAGCAAUCAGCAAUAUGAUUGGCAAGCCUGUCCCAGGUGGUCCGACAGAAUCCUCCACGUUCAUGAAUCAAGGGAAUGCUAAGCUGACCAAGAAGGACAUUAUUUUGGCACAUCUCUGGAGCUGGGAGUCUCUGGUUAUGUUGAUCCUAACCUACGUUCUGUGGAUUCUGGUACAACGCACGAGACGGUGAGCGACAGAACUGAUGCCUUUCCUCGAAGACAUCAGACGGCAGUCAGCAACGGAUAAAGCAUAUCGACAUGCUUGGCGACC
Seminavis robusta is the source of this 3461-nucleotide messenger RNA. Lineage: Eukaryota; Bacillariophyta; Bacillariophyceae; Naviculales; Naviculaceae. The record is from the annotation of a GenBank genome assembly.